CUGGCCUCUUCCUGUUUUAACAGAAGGGUGGGACAGGCGGAAGCAGCAUCUUACGGUGCUAAGAUUUUGUCGCUGAGCAGUUGAAUUGGUCAUUCUUAACUCAGUAUGCCGGCGUAUCACUCAACCAUGCAGGAGGAGAACACCAGGACGGUGGGGAACAUGGCUUUACUGCCCCUUAAAACACAGUUUAAGGGGCCGGCUAGAGGAGACGGCAUCGAUUCUGACAUUAUUGACGAGGCUAUCUACUACUUCAAGGCUAAUGUUUUCUUCAAGAACUACGAGAUCAAGAAUGAGGCAGACAGGACCCUGAUCUACAUCACACUCUAUAUUUCUGAGUGUCUAAAGAAGCUGCAAAAGUGCAGCUCCAGGGGACAAGGGGAGAAGGAGAUGUACACACUUGGCAUCACCAAAUUUCCCAUUCCCGGAGAGCCCGGCUUCCCGCUCAACGCCAUGUACGCCAAGCCCACCAACCGGCAGGAGGAAGACACGAUGAGGUUGUACCUCCAGCAGAUCAGGCAGGAGACAGGGUUGAGGUUAUGUGACCGUGUGUUCGACCCCCAGACAGACAAACCCAGUAAGUGGUGGAUGUGUUUCGUCAAGAAGCAGUUCAUGAACAAGAGUCUGUCUGCUCCAGGACAGUAAACAGGCAGCGUGCAGUGUUUUCAUCUGUGCCUGCCAGUUGGGCACUCUAUUUCUUAAGGUUGGAUUUGUGCUUUUUUGUGGUGCAAUUUUAUACGCUUUGAGUUGAUACGGAUAUGUUCUUAAAGUGAACGUUAAAUUGAGCUGGUGCUUAAUUCAAUAAAGCAAUUAUGGAUGUG
Messenger RNA from Phycodurus eques (leafy seadragon), 818 nucleotides. RefSeq names its product actin related protein 2/3 complex, subunit 3 (gene arpc3). Gene Ontology annotation, molecular function: actin filament binding. NCBI's taxonomy places the organism in Eukaryota, Metazoa, Chordata, Actinopteri, Syngnathiformes, Syngnathidae. The record is from RefSeq and is a predicted model, not a curated record. Bases 106 to 642 code for a protein of 178 amino acids. The transcript is spliced from 7 exons. Gene Ontology annotation, biological process: regulation of actin filament polymerization; Arp2/3 complex-mediated actin nucleation. Gene Ontology annotation, cellular component: Arp2/3 protein complex; cytoskeleton.